Molecule: messenger RNA, 552 nt
Organism: Dendrobium catenatum
Lineage: Eukaryota; Viridiplantae; Streptophyta; Magnoliopsida; Asparagales; Orchidaceae
Exons: 1
Coding region: 1-552 (183 amino acids)
Source: RefSeq, a predicted model, not a curated record
AUGGUAUCAAGAGCCGUCACUGUGGAUCAAGAAUCCACUAGUUCCAACCCUCCCUCCUCCGCCGCUCCCAUGGCAUCCACCACCACCGCUUACACUAUUCCCGCCAAUCUCAAAUUCCUCGUCUCUAACAUCAAGAAUCUCAUCCCCUAUCCCCUCACCGCCGAUAACUACCCCAUUUGGCGCACACAGAUUCUACAACAAUUUCUUGCGAAUGAUUACGCCGGUCAUCUCACCGGUCAAGCUGCUCCUCCGGUGGACACUUCUUCUGCCGAAUACAAGCUCUGGCACACGGCGGACAGCAAUCUACUUUCAGCUCUCUUCUCCACUCUCUCUCAUUCCAUUCUUCCCUACAUCAUUACUUCCACCACCACGCACGAGGCUUGGUCGAUUCUUGAGCGUCGGCUUCAACCCACAAGCCGAUCUCGUGUUAUCCAGUUAAAGAAUGAAUUAUACCAUGUUCAACUUAAAGAUAUGACCAUUCAACAAUACCUUACCAACAUCAAGACCAUUGUGGACAAUUAUUAUGUAAGGCUUGAUCAGAUAUUUGGUUAA